Molecule: messenger RNA, 330 nt
Organism: Coccidioides immitis RS
Lineage: Eukaryota; Fungi; Ascomycota; Eurotiomycetes; Onygenales; Onygenaceae
Exons: 2
Coding region: 1-330 (109 amino acids)
Source: RefSeq, a predicted model, not a curated record
AUGGUCAUAAGCACAAAUCCAUUAAAGAUCUUGAUUUUGACAAUGCUGUCCACUCCCACACAACCCUCCGUUCUCGGCCGCCCGGUCAGUCAACCCGUCAACAAGAAUGCCGUCCGCCCCGAAGACGAAUAUGUAGAUGAUGAGAGCGAGGAUGCCGUCCACGCUGCGGACAAAGAUACAGACAAUGAGAACGAGGAUCGCCUGCUCAUGAUAGGUCACAAGAGUGUGAAACUCCUAUUGUUUACAAUGGAAUACUUUUCUUAUGGCCCUAAAGAACUGAAGCUAAAGAAGUUCCCUCAGCUUGAAAUCUGUUUAACUACAACUUUUUAA